This is a messenger RNA of Nothoprocta perdicaria, 6966 nucleotides long. It is a transcript of the gene PHF3, whose product is annotated as PHD finger protein 3. Gene Ontology annotation, biological process: DNA-templated transcription. The record is from RefSeq and is a predicted model, not a curated record. Bases 1 to 6183 code for a protein of 2060 amino acids. NCBI's taxonomy places the organism in Eukaryota, Metazoa, Chordata, Aves, Tinamiformes, Tinamidae. The transcript has 15 exons. Gene Ontology annotation, cellular component: nucleus.
AUGGAUAUAGUUGAUACAUUUAGCCAUUUAAUUCCUACUGAACACUUAGAUGAUGCCCUAUUUCUAGGAUCCAACCUGGAGAAUGAAGGCUGUGAGGAUUUUAGUACAAGUCAAAAUGUCUUAGAGGAUUCGCUGAAGAACAUGCUCAGCGAUAAGGAUCCUAUGCUAGGAUCUGCAAGUGCCCAGUUCUGUUUGCCUGUUUUGGAUAGCAAUGAUCCCAAUUUCCAGAUGCCUUGUUCAACAGCUAUUAGCCUUGAUGAUAUUAUGGAUGAAGAAGGAGUUAAAGAGAGUGGUAACGACACCAUCGAUGACGAUGAGCUAGUUCUACCUACCAGGAGUCUGAGGAGCCGGUCAGAAGAGACGUCAGUCACGUCACCAAGAAAAUCUCCACGUUUAAUGGCCCAAGAAUCAGUACGGAGUUUGCGGCAGAGCACCCUAGCAAAGCGUUCAAAUGUUGCACCUCCUGUUAGCACCAAGAAAUCAUCUGUGAAAUGUGGAUCUGCUGUGAAAACAGGACAGAAACAGCAAGAGAGAAGUCCAGCUAAAGAAGCAGAUGUUGCUGCACCCCUGAAGGUAGAGCAGCCUAAAGAAGUUAGGCGUAGCACAAGGCGAUCUGGACAGGCAGAAGGAACGACGACAGUAACACCUCCCCAGAAUAAUGCAAAAUGUCCUCCUGCUCCUGAAGAGGCAAGUGAUGUAAAAUCAGAAUCCCCUGAUCAGGAAAAAGCUGAGGAGAUCUCCCASGAGUUGAGUUGUUCUAAUUUAGCAGGAGCUUCUCCUCCUCCUCACGGAGAGGCAAAGGAGAUAACUGAGGCUGCUACAAAGGCUGAUUCGGGGAAUAGUGAGCCAGUUUGUUCAACGUCUGCAGAUACUGAAAUUACAGCAGUUAAAAAUGAAGCAGAUGGUGGAGUUGAGUCAAUGGCAUCUGAAGCUUCUUCAACAGAAAAGACUGCAAAUGAAUCAGAGGAAUUGGAGAAGAAAGCAGAAGAAAAUGAUCAGAGUAAGAUACAUGGAAAAGCUGAUGACCCACCUAYCGAAAGUGGUUGUGUAAUUCCCAGUGAAGUUUAUCAGAUCUUUCCAGGUUUGUCCAGCUCUGUGGAAGAGGGGGUUGAAUGUAGGUUAGGUUCCCAGGAUGAAGUUCCUGAUGAAAAUGUAUUAUCUUUAAAAGAAUGUAUAACAGAGCCUGUAGAUGAUGUCACAGGGACGGAUAAAACUGUAACUCUCUCUGAGGAACUAUUGGACAGUACAGAGUGUGAUAAUAAAGAGUUGAAAAGUGAAGAUUCUGCUUCUGCUGGCCCAGAAAGUAACAUUUUAGAUAGCACCGCUCUUGACAGUACAAGUCAAAAUGUACCAGAGCAGAUCAGCACCGCUAAAGUAGAAGGCCCCGAGGCCUCAAAAAUUCAGGAUAAUGAAGCACUUAGUGCUUCAACAAAAUGUGAAAAAAAUGUGAGGCCCCGACACAGUAAAUCUGUGAUACAGAAUAAGCAAAAUCUGACUACAGGUACUCGACAGAAAGUAGCUGCAGUGCAACAAGAAAUAACACAUUCGAAAACAAGAGCUGGUUCUGCUGUUUCGGGUCUUCACGGUUCCUCUUCAGCAGGUGUGAAGCGUAAYGCAGAUGAGCAAGUUCACCAUCUAAAUAACCCCGUCAAAAUUAGGAAAAAACAGUCUGACUUGGGUUUGAAAACAAAGAGCCGUGUUUCAGGUGUCACAGUAAAAAAGCAGACCAAUACAAUGCUGAAGAAAACACCCCGAGUCCAGGCUUCUGGGCAGGUACAUAAAUCAUCAAUUCAAAGGGCAAAUGAGAAAUCUCCUACUCAACAAAGCUCUUCUAAGGAUACCCACCAGAAGCAAGCCCAGAAACAUCUACUCUCGAYUGUACCGAAAACAAGUAACUCCUCAAAGGAAGAGGCAGACACAAAAGAUGCCUCUGCUCUAGAACAUUUGAAGGAAGAUGACAAAGAAAAAAACAAAUCAAAAAGAAUUGAUAAGAAUCUCCAGCCACGCCAGAGAAGAAGUAGCAAAAGUCUCUCGCUUGAUGAACCUCCUCUGUUCAUUCCAGAUAAUAUUUCAACUGUAAAACGGGAAGGCGUGGAGCAGGCACCUGCUAAUGAAAGCAAAUCUGCUUGGGUUCCCAGCAAACACUGUGGCUUUUGCAAAAAGCCACAUGGCAACAGGUUCAUGGUUGGCUGUGGAAGAUGCGAUGAUUGGUUUCAUGGUGACUGUGUUGGACUGAGUCUUUCUCAAGCGCARCAGAUGGGUGAAGAAGAUAAAGAAUACGUGUGUGUGAAAUGCUGUGCUGAAGAAGACAGAAAAGCAGAGUCUUUGGAUCAAAGUCUACUGGAUCCUCAAGGGAAACAUGAAAGCUAUAAAGAAGAAAGAGCACUGGAAAGUGAAAAACCCGGGAUGUCAAAGCAAACACCUACUUGUAAUGCAAGCAUGACUGAGAAACUGAGGCAAGCAGAGGACACAGGGAAGCACAAAGUCAAAAUUUUUAGAAGGGAAUCUGGGGAGGGGAAGAACGUGUCAGAAUGCAGAGACUUAGAUGCUAAAAAAGGGCAACAUGUUCCUACUCGGAAAGCAUCCCAGGCUGCUAUACCUCCUCGGAGGUCCUCUGAGGAUAAAAAUGAAAGAAAAGAGUCUCCGAGCGCGGUUGAAAAGUCUGCAAAGUCAGGUGUUCAUGAGAAACAAGAAAUUAAGAAAAAGAAAAUUGAGAGAGGAGGAGCAAGUAGUACAACACAUUUGCCAGCUGUGUCAGCAUCGAAACCUUCUGCUGAUCAGAUAAGACAAAGUGUUAAACAGUCUCUUAAAGAAAUACUCAUGAAAAGAUUGACAGACUCCAGUUUAAAGAUUCCUGAGGAGAGAGCAGCAAAAGUUGCCACAAGGAUAGAAAAAGAACUGUUUUCUUUUUUUCGGGACACUGACUCAAAGUAUAAGAACAAAUACAGAAGCUUAAUGUUCAACCUAAAAGAUCCCAAAAAUAAUAUAUUAUUUAAAAAAGUACUUAAAGGAGAGGUUACUCCAGACCAUCUAAUAAAAAUGAGCCCAGAAGAACUGGCUUCCAAAGAACUGGCCGCAUGGAGACAAAGAGAAAACAGACACACAAUUGAAAUGAUUGAGAAAGAACAGAGGGAAGUUGAAAGAAGACCUAUCACAAAAAUUACUCACAAAGGGGAAAUAGAGAUUGAGAGUGAAACACCAAUAAAAGAACAAGAAGCUAUGGAAAUUCAGGAACCUAAUGUGCUUAAGUUGUUUGAGAAGACAGAGGAAGCUGAAAAAGAUAAAGAAGGAAAUGAGUCUUCGUCUCCAGACACCACAAGUCAACACAAAAAUCACCUGUUUGAUCUUAACUGCAAAAUCUGCAUAGGCCGAAUGGCACCACCUACUGAUGACAUUUCUGCAAAAAAAGUGAAAGUGUCCGUUGGGGUUGCGCGGAAGCAGUCGGACAAUGAAGCGGAGAGCAUUGCAGAUGCACUGUCUUCAACAUCCAGUAUUUUAGCUUCAGAAUUAUUGGAAGAAGAUAAACAAGACUUAACAAAAUCACCAUUCGCAUCUCUCCCACGGUCAGAAACACCUGGCACUGUGGAAAGCGAAACCCUGUUUCUGGCACGCCUGAAUUUCAUCUGGAAGGGUUUUAUCAAUAUGCCGUCUGUGGCCAAGUUUGUUAUUAAGGCCUAUCCAGUCUCUGGCUCUUUUGAGUAUUUAACAGAGGAUUUACCGGAUAGUAUUCAAGUAGGUGGCAGGAUAUCUCCUCAUACUGUCUGGGAGUAUGUGGAAAAAAUUAAAGCUUCAGGGACCAAGGAAAUCUGUGUAGUUCGCUUUACUCCUGUCACUGAAGAAGAUCAGAUUUCCUAUGCUUUGCUGUUUGCCUACUUCAGCAGCAGAAAACGUUACGGAGUAGCUGCCAAUAACAUGAAGCAAGUGAAAGAUAUGUAUCUCAUCCCCUUGGGUUCUUCAGAUAAAGUUCCACAUCAUCUCGUGCCUUUUGAUGGGCCUGGGAUUGAAAUACAUCGACCAAAUCUAUUACUAGGAUUGAUAAUUCGCCAGAAAAUGAAGAGACAAAUUACUGCUGUUACAAGUGUUAGCAGUAGCUUUGUGGAUGAAGGUUCUGAAGGCCCCUUGAGUAGCUUGCCACCAGAGAAGAAGAGCAAGCCAAACAAGCCUGAAGUCUCUCACAAUGAAUUGGCAUUAGAAGAAGAAGAAGAAAAUGAUUUUUUUAAUUCCUUCACAACUGUGCUGCACAAGCAGAGAAAUAAAUCUCAGCAGUCUAAUACAGACGAUGUCCCUGCAGUUGUUGAACCCUUAGUGGAGAGUAGCAAACAUGAACCACCAAAGCCUCUCCGAUUCCUUCCCGGAGUCCUGGUUGGAUGGGAAAAUCAACCUUCUACUCUGGAGCUAGCAAAUAAACCACUGCCAGUGGAUGAUAUUCUUCAAAGCCUGUUGGGUAYGACAGGGCCAGUGUAUGAACAGAAUAAGACGGAAGUGAGUCCCAGCGAAAACAUACCAUUAUUAAAUGAACAAGAAACCCUGAAAGAAGAAAACAUGGAUAUAGAUGUUGCUGAUGCAGCUGCUGAAGUYGGUGAAACAAAUACGAGCUUGGAAGGUGAACAGGAAUCCCCUAGUGCUGCUGUAGCAGCAGAUGCAGCAGCUGUAGGGACCUCAAGUUCUGCAAAAAGUACUGGAACUUUGAUGGGCCUUAGUCUGAAGGGAAAACCUCCAGAUGUUUCCACAGAAGCAUUUUUAGCAAAUUUAUCUGCUCAGUCACAGAGUAAAGAAASCGAAGAAAGUAAAGAAAACGAUCCAAAGUUGCAAUUACAGGACAAGGAGAAUGUGGCACAGGAAGUCAAGACGACCACAAAUUCUAGUGUUUCUUCUCCAUCAAAUGCAGGGAAAAAAGGCAAUGAAAACAGUGUUAAUGUAGGCUCUGCUGAAGGUACUGCUGCUAAUACCUCCAAGUCUCCACCCUUUAUUAAUAUCAAGAGAGACCCACGGCAGGCAGCAGGUCGAAGCCAACAGACUAAUGCUUCAGAAAACAAGGAAGGAGAUGUUAACAGAAACGAAGAUCGACAAAAUCUUUCAGGAAAUGAUCAAAUGGAAGUGGAGAAUAAGCAGGCUCCUGCAGAAAAGGGCUUAAACGUGUGUCAAGGUGAUGCACAAGCAAGCGAGAUGCAUUGUAGCUCAACUGCAACGAAAGCAGAUAAUGUCUGCACCUCACAAGCAGAGGAUACCAAGAACUUGCAGGAAGAUGCCUUGAUGCAAAACAUUGAAACAGUGAACUCAUUCAGAAGAGGACCAGCAACAACUUCAUCUCAGCCUGAACCAGAAAAUUCCUCUCGUUCGGAAUUUAUUUCCAAGGUCCCAAACCCUAUUACAAGUGGCACCUUCUCAUCUGUUAGACCUCCACAGCACAAUUUUCAGCAUCCUAAAUCUAAUCCACCCGGAUUUCAGUUUCAGGGUCCUACACCUCAUAACUUUCCUCCACAAAACAACCCUAUGUUUGGAUUUCCUUCUCAUUUACCACCUCCGCUGCUUCCUCCUCCGGGCUUUGGCUUUCCUCAGAAUCCUAUGAUGCCCUGGCCACCUGUAGUUCACCUAUCGGGUCAGCCACCACACUAUACCGGACCCAUUGCACAAGGGCUACCAGUGGCUCACAAACAGUCAAGAUUUUUGGGGCCAGACAAUUUUUUCCAGAGUAAAGACAGCAGGAGACCAGAAAGACGUCACAGUGACCCUUGGGGGAGGCAAGAACAGCUUUCGGACAGAGGUUUCAAUAGAGGAAAAAAUGAUCAACAGAGGCAAAGGUUCUUUAGUGAUUCCCAUCACCAAAAGAAAGACAGACAUGAUAAAGAGUGGGACAACGAAAAAUACUGGGAUCAAGAURCUGAAAGAAAUAGGCGCCGAGACAGAAACCAGGAAAAAGAGCGAGAGAGAAAGAGUAGAGAGGAAGGGCAUAGAGACAAGGAAAGAUUGCGAUCUCCACACAGUGACAGGGCUUCUGAUGGAAAAAGCCCCAAAGAGACUAGAAACCCAGAAAAAAAGACCGAAAAGCCUAAAACUGAAGAGCAGGCUCAAGAAAAGGAUAAAGAGAGGGAGAAGAGCCGAGAGAAACAUAGAGAACGAGAAAGUGAAAAGAGCAGAGAUAGACAUAGGGACCACAGUGACAGAACUAAAAACAAGAGGUAAAAAGCUGCAGGCAGUCUUUCAGAAUCCUAUUUAAAUAAACUUAGAGUGAUGUCGUAAAACUUUGUAUAAAGAAAAAAAAGCCUGCUAGGAUUGUGCCAUCUUUUUUUAUUCAGUAUUCGUGUUUUGCAGAAACAAGUCUGUGUUUUGGUACCAAUCACCGUACCAAUACUCAUCCUUUUUUUCAUUAUACCAACUAUUGCUAGAAGUAGGAGUUUAAUAUUUUAAAGAAUUUUACAUUGCUGUAUAUUCAAAAUUUUAAAGAUUUCCUUUAUUAAUAUGCAAUAAAGGCUUAGAAAUUUUCUUAGCUGAUGAGGUUGGCUUUAGUCAAGUAUGCAAUAUAGUUGCUGCCUUUGGUAAUUUGUGCUCUCUUCUGUUUUAAGAUGCGCUGAUGAUUUUAAAGGUGAAUUUCAUACAAUAACCUUCUUUUUAAAUUGCACUGUUUUUAAAGACUGCAGCAGAGCCUCAGAAUCUACACACAUUACAACAAAAUAUGAUAUGCUCGGUGGUGUGAAGAGUUCUUUUUAAAUUAUUCAACAGUACAAUAAAACAGUUGAAAUGUAUUUCAUUUUUCAAAUAUUUCCUAAGCAUCUGAAGCAGUUUGUGACCAGAAAUUGGAAGGCUAAUCUGCUCGAAUGUUAUUGCUUUAAACUGCACUUGUUUUAAUAAGAAAACAUUUUUAAACUAAAUUCUUCAAAACACGAUUUGUAGUAGUCAGUCAUUUCUCCCAUCAUUUUCCGUGCUUCAAAAACUUGAAUACCUGAGCUUGUACAUUACUUUGUGUUU